This is a messenger RNA of Drosophila eugracilis, 1393 nucleotides long. It is a transcript of the gene Adat1, whose product is annotated as tRNA-specific adenosine deaminase 1. The record is from RefSeq and is a predicted model, not a curated record. Bases 5 to 1189 code for a protein of 394 amino acids. NCBI's taxonomy places the organism in Eukaryota, Metazoa, Arthropoda, Insecta, Diptera, Drosophilidae. Gene Ontology annotation, molecular function: adenosine deaminase activity; RNA binding. Gene Ontology annotation, biological process: RNA processing. The transcript has 3 exons.
AAAAAUGUGUGAUAAAAACAAACCAUCUGUUCAGGAUAUAGCCGAACUUUGUUUCGAAAAAUUUGAGUCCUUGCCCAAAACAGGAAAACCCACUGAAAAUCAAUGGACUAUUUUAGCGGGAAUCGUUGAGUUCAACCGGCAAACGGGAAGCAGUCAACUGGUGGCCCUUGGAUGCGGUACCAAGUGCAUAGGACAAUCCAAACUUUGUUCGCAGGGCCUCAUAGUGAACGAUUCCCAUGCCGAGGUGUUGGCGCGUCGGUCAUUCCUUCGCUUUUUGUACGAAGAACUGAAACAGGAGAGGAUCUUCCAUUGGAACAGCGAACUAAAAUCCUACGUCAUGGACGAGCACGUGGAGUUCCACUUCCUGAGUACCCAGACGCCCUGUGGAGAUGCCUGCAUCUUGGAUGAUGGAGAUCCCGAGGAACAGGCUAAACGCCAGCGAUUUGAUAAGGAAUCAGAGAUAAUUUAUACUGGCGCCAAGUUGAUAAGUGACCUAAAUUAUGAUCCUAUGCGGCAGACACCAGGAGUCCUGCGAACAAAACCAGGACGAGGAGAGCGCACCUUAUCCAUGUCCUGUAGCGAUAAGAUAGCGAGAUGGAAUGUAAUGGGUGUCCAGGGUGCUCUUCUAGAUUCCCUGAUCUCUAAACCCAUAUACUUCAACAGUUUGAACUUUUGUUGCGAUGAUGCGCAGCUGGAAUCCUUAGAAAGAGCCAUCUAUAAACGUUGGGAGGGCAGAUCCUUCAAGCAUUAUCGCUUUCAACUUCAAAAACCACAGAUACGCAUCGAUUGUGGUAUAAAAUUUGAAUUUGCACAACGCCCGGAUUGGCAGCCGUCGCCUAAUGGUUUAGUUUGGUCAAAAAUCUCAGAUGAUUUAAGACCUUAUGAAAUUUCUGUAAAUGGAAAGCGACAAGGAGUCACCAAGAAAAAACUAAACACUCACCAAGCUGCCUUAGCGAUCAGCAAAUACAACUUCUUCCUCAAUUUUCUAGACUUACUAAAAUCCAAAACUUUACUAUGCGAAAUGCUUGAUAUAAACCUUUCUGAUCUUGAUCAUAUAACAUAUUCUUCUUGUAAAGAUUUGGCCAAAGAAUAUCAGUUGGCUUGGCGACAUAUAAAAGAUCAAUACUUUCUUCAAUGGACCAAGAAGCCGAAUGAGUUGCUGAACUUUACUUCAAAUCCAAAUAAAUGACCAUUUGAAUUGGAUGACAAUGAACCAUGGAAAAUGUCUACAAGGAAUUUUAUUGUGAAUAUGGAAAAUAAUAAAGUAAUCUAAUGACUAGAAUUUGAGAUCAGGCGUACACAUAUACAAAUAAGGUUACAACUACACAUCGACUGAUGCGAAUACGGAUACGGAUGCUUGCUGGGAGUACGAACUAAAGACGAGAAUUGAACA